AUGGCAGCUACAAAUAAUGAUUCCGCAUUUUCAGUAAGAAAUUUCAUCAGAUGCGGUAUGGGUGGUGCAUUGGGAUGUUGUUUUACACAUGUUAUUGUUGUACCAAUGGAUGUUGUUAAAACACGUUUGCAAACUGAUCCAAUAAAAUAUAAUAAAGGUAUGGUCGAUGGUAUGAAAACUAUCAUUCGUGAAGAGGGUUCAAUGAUGUUAUUACAAGGUUUAGGUGCAACAACAGUCGGAUAUGCAGUACAAGGUUUCUUUAAAUUUGGAUUAUAUGAAGUUUUUAAAAAGAAAAUUUCAGCUCAAUUCUCUGAAGAGGAUGCUAAAGCUUAUCGUAUUCCAAUUUGGGUAACUGCAUCAGCAAUCGCUGAAACUGUAGGUGAUGUUGCAUUAUGUCCAUUCGAAGCUGUUCGUAUUCGUCAAGUCAGUGAUCCAAAGUUUGCCAGUGGCUUCUUUACUGCAUUCACUAGACUCUAUCGUGAAGAAGGUUUCAAAGGUUUCUAUAAAGGUUUAACACCAAUCAUUUUAAAACAAGUCCCAUACACUGCCUCACAAUUUGUAACUUAUGAGUUGGCCAACGACUACUUUAAUAAAUACCUCUAUCGUACCAGAGGUCUCACUAGAAACGACUUAUCCGAUACCCAAAAAUUAGGUGUCAUCUUGGGUACUGGUGCUAUCUCUGGUGUUGUCGCCUCAGUUGCAUCCCAUCCAGCCGAUACUAUUCUCUCUAAAAUCAACCAAGAAAAAACCGAUGGCGGCGUCACAAAAGCCAUUGGCAACAUUGUCAAACGUUUGGGUGUACGUGGUUUAUUCCUCGGUGUUGAAGCCCGUUGUGUAAUGGUUACAACUUUGGUAACAGUACAAUUUUUAAUUUAUGAUGGUAUUAAAUUAAUUUUUAAAUAA
Molecule: messenger RNA, 903 nt
Organism: Dictyostelium purpureum
Lineage: Eukaryota; Evosea; Eumycetozoa; Dictyosteliales; Dictyosteliaceae
Exons: 1
Coding region: 1-903 (300 amino acids)
Biological process (GO): mitochondrial phosphate ion transmembrane transport
Cellular component (GO): mitochondrial inner membrane
Molecular function (GO): phosphate transmembrane transporter activity
Source: RefSeq, a predicted model, not a curated record